This is a messenger RNA of Equus caballus (horse), 3738 nucleotides long. It is a transcript of the gene DSPP, whose product is annotated as dentin sialophosphoprotein. Gene Ontology annotation, molecular function: collagen binding. The record is from RefSeq and is a predicted model, not a curated record. Gene Ontology annotation, cellular component: nucleus; cytoplasm. Gene Ontology annotation, biological process: dentinogenesis; odontoblast differentiation. NCBI's taxonomy places the organism in Eukaryota, Metazoa, Chordata, Mammalia, Perissodactyla, Equidae.
AUGAAGAUAAUUGUAUGUUUUUGCAUUUGGGCGGCAGCAUGGGCCAUUCCAGUUCCUCAAAUCAAGCCAUUGGAGAGACAUGCUGUUGAUAAAUCUGUGAAUUUAAAUCUUCCAGAAAAAUUGAAACCGCCAAUACAGGAUGAAUUAAAUGUCAAUCAUACCACCAAAGAAAGUGGUGUACCUGUGCAUGAAAAUGAAAGAGGAGAGCCACAGUAUACCAAAGACAGUUACGAAGGAGAGAGAAAUGGCUCUGAGUGGGCAGAAGUAGGAAGGAAAAGCUCUUCUACACAUUCUAUGUUAGUAAAUGAAGAGGGGAAUGCUGGGGAUCAGAAUGCGGGCACAGGAAACCCAGAAACAUAUGGUCAUGAUGGGAUACAAGGAGAAGAAGAGGGCACCACAGCAAAUGGCAUCAGGGGACGAGUAAGCAUCAUUGACAAUGCUGGGACGGCAAAUGGGAGCAAUAUCAGUGAAAAUACUGGUAAGAAUUCAACAAAUGGGGAUAUUGGAGACGCAAGUCAGAGUGAGGAUGCCACUUUUGUCCAAGAAGAUGGACAUCAAGUAGCCGGAAACAGUAACAGCACAGGCCAUGAGGAUGGAAUAAGUGGGAAUUCCUGUGGAAAUGAGGGUGAUACAGGUGAAAUAACCCCUCAGAGAGAAGGUGAGACAAUUGGGAAUGAGGAGGCAGGGGUAACACCUUGGGGAAGUGGAGCUGGCAAUAGUGAAGAUGCUGGCCUGGAUAAUUCUGAUGGGAGUUCUAGUGGGAAUGGAGCAGAUGAGGAUGAAGACAAGGGCUCUGGUGAUAAUGAAGAUGAAGAAACAGAGAAUGGGAAAGAGGGCACUGAUAGCGGCAGCGGCCAAGAGGCUGAGGUUCAUGGAGAAGACGAUGACAGUGACAAUAGCUUAGGUCAAAAUUCAAUUAGUAGUGAAGAUGAUGCCCCUGAAGGCAAAGAAGAUCCUCAUGACAUUGAUGGAGACAAUACCUCCAAGAGUGAGGAGGCUUCUGAUGGUAUUCCAGAAGACAAUGAUAGCCCAGUAAUAGAGGACACUCAAAAACCCAACCACAGAGAAAACAAAGUUGUGGAAAAUGCACUCACUGAAGCAUCACAGCCAAGUGCCAUUGGGAAGAGCCAAGAUAAGGGAAUAGAAAUUGAAGGUUCCAGAGGUGACAACAGAAACAAUAUUACCAAAGAAGGUGGGAAAGUCAACGAAGAUAAAGAGAGUAAAAGACAACAUGGAAUGAUCGUAAGCAAAGGAAAUGUCAAGACACAAGGAGAGGUUGACACCAUACAAGGACCUGGUGAGAAAUUAGAAGCCGGAAAUAAGGUUGGACACAGCAAAACAGGUAGUGACAGUAAUAGCGAUGGACAUGACAGUUAUGAGUUAGAUGAUGAAUCCAUGCAAGGAGAUGAUCCCAAUAGCAGUGAUGAGUCUGAGGACAAUGGUGAUGACAAUUCUGAAGAUGACAAUAACAGCAGUAGCCGAGGAGAUGCUUCUCAUGACUCUGAUGAAUCAAAAGAUAAUGGCAAUGACAGUGACUCAAAAGGAGAAGGAGAUGAUGAUGACAAUGAUAACACAUCAGAUACUAAUGACAGUGACAGUAAUGGCAAUGGUAACAAUGGGAGCAAUGACAAUGGCAAAACAGACAGCAGCAAAGAUAAAUCAGACAGCAGCAAAGAUAAAUCAGACAGCAGUGACAGCAGCAACAGUAGCGAUAGCAGUGACAGCAGUGAGAGUAGCGAUAGCAGUGACAGCAGCAACAGCAGUGACAGCAGUGAGAGUAGCGAUAGCAGUGACAGCAGCAACAGCAGUGACAGCAGUGAGAGUAGCGAUAGCAGUGACAGCAGUGACAGUAGUGAUAGCAGUGACAGCAGUGACAGCAAAUCAGACAGUAGUGACAGCAGUGACAGCAAAUCAGACAGUAGUGACAGCAGCGACAGCAGUGACAGCAGUGAGAGUAGUGAUAGCAGUGACAGUAGCGACAGCAGUGACAGCAGUGACAGUAGCGACAGCAGUGACAGUAGCGACAGCAGCGACAGCAGCAACAGCAGCGACAGUAGCGACAGCAGUGACAGUAGUGACAGCAGCGACAGCAGUGACAGUAGUGACAGCAGUGACAGCAGUGACAGUAGUGACAGCAGUGAUAGCAGUGACAGUAGCGACAGCAGUGACAGUAGCGACAGCAGCAACAGCAGUGACAGUAGUGACAGCAGCAACAGCAGUGACAGUAGUGACAGCAGUGACAGCAAAUCAGACAGUAGCAACAGUAGUGAUAGCAGUGACAGCAGCAACAGCAGUGACAGUAGUGAUAGCAGUGACAGUAGUGACAGCAGUGACAGCAGUGACAGCAAAUCAGACAGUAGUGACAGCAGCAACAGCAGUGACAGUAGUGACAGCAGUGACAGCAAGUCAGACAGUAGUGACAGCAGUGACAGCAAAUCAGAGAGUAGUGACAGUAGUGAUAGCAGUGACAGCAGCAACAGCAGUGAUAGCAGUGACAGCAAAUCAGACAGCAGUGAUAGCAGCGACAGUAGUGAUAGCAGUGAUAGUGACAGCAGUGACAGCAAAUCAGACAGCAGUGACAGCAAAUCAGAUAGUGACAGCAGUGACAGUAAAUCAGACAGUAGUGACAGUAGCAAUAGCAGUGACAGCAGCAACAGCAGUGAUAGCAGUGACAGCAAAUCAGACAGUAGUGACAGCAAAUCAGAUAGUAGUGACAGUAGCAAUAGCAGUGACAGCAGUGACAGUAAAUCAGACAGUAGUGACAGCAGUGACAGUAAAUCAGAUAGUAGUGACAGUAGCAAUAGCAGUGACAGCAGCAACAGCAGUGACAGUAGUGACAGCAGUGACAGUAAAUCAGACAGUAAUGACAGCAGUGACAGCAGCGACAGCAGUGAUAGCAAAUCAGACAGUAGUGACAGCAGUGACAGCAAAUCUGAUAGCAGUGACAGUAGUGACAACAGUGACAGCAGUGAUAGCAGUGACAGUAGCAACAGCAGUGAAAGUAAAUCAGACAGUAGUGACAGCAGUGACGACAGUAGUGACAGCAGUGAAAGCAGUGACAGUAGCAACAGUAGUGACAGCAGUGAUGACAGUAGUGACAGCAGUGACAGUAAAUCAGAUAGUAGCGACAGUGACAGCAAAUCAGACAGCAGUGACAGCAGUGAUAGUGACAGUAAAUCAGACAGUAAAGACAGUAGUGACAGCAGCAACAGCAGUAACAGUGACAGCAGUGACAGUGACAGCAGUGACAGUAGUGACAGCAGUGACAGUGACAGCAGUGACAGUAGUGACAGCAGUGACAGUGCAUCUGACAGCAGUGAUGAGAGUGACAGCAAGAGCAAGUCUGGUAAUGACAACAACAACGGAAGUGAUAGUGACAGUGAUAGUGACAGUGAAGGCAGCGACAGUAAUCACUCGACCAGUGAUGAUUAGAACGAAAGAAAAACCCAUAGGAUUCCUUUUGUGAAAAGUCUGGUGAAUAAUUGAUGGGAAAUAAAGACUUCUAAGUAAGCAAAGAAAGAGGAGAAAUAAACAGAAGACAUAUGUCAACGUGCACAUGAACAAUGAGUGGAAUAGUCAAACUGUCCAAUUCAGAACCAAGUCCCACAGCCUCGGAGAGAGAACUGGGAAGCAUGACCUUUGGUGCAUGCAUGUUAAAAUACAUUCUGAAAAGAUUUUGUUAAAAGUGUAAAUCCAAACGUGAAAGAACAAUGAAAACAUCCUUUAACAGUUUACACA